UUAAGAGAGUACUUUAACUCGACCCCUUACCACCUAUUACAACUAGUUGUCGGGUUACAGAGGCCGACUCUAACUCGGCCCCUUACCACCUAUUAUAAUUCUAAAUCCAACCAUAACUAAAUAGGACUAGUACAUAUAACACCUAUUCUCACACGAGCUCUAUAAAUUGGAAAGGUGUGUAACCUGUUUUUGUGUACGCUUAAUUAUUCUCAGGUUCAUUGGCACGUGAGCACCAGGUGUUCGACCAUGGUAGGGCAGCAGCAGGUGGUCGACGCCGCGGCGGCGGCGGCUGCGGCGACGACGAGGGUGCCAGUGCCGCCGCCGAAGCCGCUGCUGAGGACGAUCGGGGGCAACCUGAUGGAGACGUUCUUCCCCGACGACCCGUUCCGGGCGGUGGCGCGGGAGAGCGGCGGGCGGCGCGCCCUCGCCGCGCUCCGGUACGUGUUCCCGUUCCUGGAGUGGCUGCCGUCGUACUCGCUCGCCGCGCUCUGGUCCGACGUCGUCGCCGGCGUCACCAUCGCCAGCCUCGCCGUGCCGCAGGGCAUCAGCUACGCCAAGCUCGGCGACCUCCCUCCCAUCAUGGGCCUAUACUCGAGCUUCGUGCCGCCGCUGGUGUACGCGGUGAUGGGGAGCUCGAGGGAGCUGGCGGUGGGGACGACGGCGGUGGCGUCGCUGCUGUUCGCGGCGACGCUGGGGAAGGAGGCGCCGCCGGGGGAGAAGCCGGAGCUGUACGCGGCGCUGGCGUUCACGGCGACGUUCUUCGCCGGGGUGCUCCAGGCGGGGCUCGGCGUGCUCCGGCUGGGCUUCCUCGUGGACCUCCUGUCGCACGCCGCCAUCGUCGGCUUCAUGGCCGGCGCGGCGACCAUCGUGUGCUUGCAGCAGCUCAAGGGGAUGCUCGGCCUCGCCCACUUCACCACCUCCACCGACGUCGUCGCCGUCGUCCGCUCCGUCGUCACGCAGUCGCACCAGUGGCGAUGGCAGAGCAUCGUGGUCGGGUGCUGCUUCCUGAUCUUCCUCCUCUUCGCUCGCUACAUCAGCAAGAGGAAGCCUAAGUGGUUCUUGCUAUCAGCGAUGGCGCCGUUGGCGUCGGUCAUCGCCGGAAGCGUUCUGGUCUACCUCAUCCACGGCGACCGCCAUGGCAUCCCGGUGAUUGGGUACCUGAAGAAGGGGAUAAACCCGCCGUCGGCGCGCGAUCUCCUCCUGUCGUCGCCGCACACGAUGGUCGCUCUCAGGACCGGGAUCAUCACCGGCAUCAUCGGCCUCGCCGAGGGAAUCGCGAUCGGGAGGAGCUUCGCAAUGCUGAAGAGCUACAAUGUCGACGGGAACAAGGAGAUGAUCGCCUUCGGGGCGAUGAACAUCGUCGGCUCCUGCACCUCCUGCUACCUCACAGCUGGCCCGUUCUCGAGGGCGGCGGUGAACCACAACGCCGGGUGCAAGACGCCGAUGUCGAACGCGGUGAUGGCGGUGGCCGUGAUGCUGACGCUGCAGUUCCUGACGCCGCUCUUCCACUACACCCCGCUGGUGGUGCUCUCGGCGAUCAUCAUCUCGGCGAUGAUCGGCAUCAUCGACUACAAGGCCGCCGUCCGGCUGUGGAAGGUUGACAAGAUCGACUUCUGCGUCUGCGUCGGCACCUACCUCGGCGUCGUCUUCGGCGACAUCCAGAUCGGACUCGCCAUUGCAGUUGGGAUAUCGAUUCUCCGGAUCCUAUUGUUCAUCGCACGGCCGAAGACGACAGUCCUCGGGAAGAUGCCAAACUCGACGAACUUCAGGAGGAUGGACCAGUACACCGUGGCGAAGGCCGUGCCGGGAUUGCUCGUGCUUCGCAUCGACUCACCUAUCUACUUCGCCAAUUCAGGCUACCUGCGAGAGAGGAUCAUGCGGUGGAUCGACCACGAGGAGGACCGGAUCAAGGCCGAGGGUCUGGAGAGCUUGAAGUGUGUAGUCUUGGACAUGGGUGCCGUUGCCAGCAUCGACACGAGCGGCACGAAGAUGUUGGAAGAUCUCAAGAAGAACCUAGACAGGAGUAGCAUUCAGAUUGCGCUGGCGAACCCGGGGAGUGAAAUCAUGAGGAAAUUGGACAAAUCAAAUGUUCUCGGGCUCAUCGGAGAGGAGUGGAUCUUCCUGACAGUGAGCGAGGCAUGCUACUAUGCGCAGCAAAACUGCAAGAUAGGAGUAGGAAUGGGUGUAGUACAAUGUGUAGUAGAUCCUGAACACAUGGUCUGAAACUCUGUAAUAGAAUGUGCAGUACACCAGUAUCUCCUGAAAAAAAUAUGGUCUGAAACUCUGAAAUGAAGUAGAAUGUUCAGUAGAUU
Oryza sativa Japonica Group (Japanese rice) is the source of this 2312-nucleotide messenger RNA. Its product is annotated as sulfate transporter 3.1. The record is from RefSeq and is a predicted model, not a curated record. Gene Ontology annotation, biological process: transmembrane transport. Gene Ontology annotation, cellular component: plasma membrane. Lineage: Eukaryota; Viridiplantae; Streptophyta; Magnoliopsida; Poales; Poaceae.